AUGGACAACGUUUUCAACUACAUUGAUGAAAAUUCCAAAAAGUUUGUGGAGCGUCUUGCGACAGCAGUAGCUAUUCCAAGUGUUUCUGCUUCUGAAGAGAACCGUCCAGAUGUUUGCAGUAUGGUGAAGUGGACAGCAGAAGAAAUGAAAAAACUUGGAAUCACAACUGAAUUUGUUGAUAUUGGCUUGCAAACAAUGCCGUCCGGUAAAAAAAUUCCUCUCCCUCCAGUGUUACUUGGACAUUUGGGUGAUGACCCUGCGAAAAAAACUUUGCUUGUUUAUGGUCAUUUAGAUGUCCAGCCAGCAUCAAAGGAUGAUGGUUGGGAUUUUGAACCAUUUAUUCUGACAGAAAAAGAUGACAAAUUGUAUGGCCGUGGCUCGUCGGAUGAUAAAGGACCAGUUCUUGGUUGGUUGAAUGCCAUUGAAGCUUUUUGCAGUACAAAAACUGAAAUUCCGAUUAACCUGAAGUUUAUUUUUGAAGGCAUGGAAGAAAGUAAUUCUACAGGUUUGGAUGAAAUGAUUAUGGCAAGGAAAGAGACAUUUUUGAAGGGUGUUGAUUUUGUGUGUAUUUCUGACAAUUACUGGUUGGGCAAGAAGAAGCCAUGUCUCACCUACGGGCUCAGAGGAAUUUGUUAUUUCUUUGUGGAAGUUAAAUGUGCUGAGAGAGAUCUUCAUUCUGGAGUUUUUGGUGGCUCAGUGCAUGAAGCAAUGACUGAUGUGAUUGCCCUGCUCAAUUGUCUACUUGAUAAUAAUGGAAGAAUCCAAAUUCCAGGAAUUUAUGAAUCUGUGGCCCCAGUCACUGAUGAUGAAGCCAUUCUUUACACUGAUAUUGACUUUGACUUGGAGGAAUAUUGCAAAGAUAUUGGUUGCGAUCGACUGAUGCAUUCUUCAAAAGCGCAAGUUUUGAUGCAUCGAUGGCGCCAUCCAUCCCUUUCAAUUCAUGGUAUUGAAGGGGCCUUUAGCAGCAGUGGAUCCAAAACUGUCAUCCCCAAAAAAGUGAUUGGAAAGUUUUCCAUUCGAAUUGUACCCAACCAGGACCCAGAUGAUGUGAUCAAAUUAACAAAGACUUACUUGGAGAAUUAUCAUAAUCAACGUGGAUCGCCCAAUCAUGUCAAUGUGUCUGGCUGUGGAGGUCCAGCUUGGGUGAGUGAUUUUAAUCACAUCAAUUAUGUAGCAGGCAAAAAAGCAACUGAAAAAGUUUACGGUGUGGUACCCGAUAUGACCAGAGAGGGGGGCAGUAUUCCAGUUACUUUGACUCUUCAAGAAGCAACUGGUAAAAAUGUUCUUCUUUUGCCAAUGGGUUCAUGUGAUGAUGGAGCCCAUUCACAGAAUGAAAAGAUCAAUAAAACAAAUUACAUUCAGGGAAGUAAACUUUUAGCAGCUUACAUGGAUGAAUUGGCUCAGUGUCAGUGA
Molecule: messenger RNA, 1413 nt
Organism: Acanthosepion pharaonis
Lineage: Eukaryota; Metazoa; Mollusca; Cephalopoda; Sepiida; Sepiidae
Source: the annotation of a GenBank genome assembly